Molecule: messenger RNA, 2060 nt
Organism: Ictalurus furcatus (blue catfish)
Lineage: Eukaryota; Metazoa; Chordata; Actinopteri; Siluriformes; Ictaluridae
Gene: chrnb1
Product: cholinergic receptor, nicotinic, beta 1 (muscle)
Exons: 11
Coding region: 220-1704 (494 amino acids)
Biological process (GO): chemical synaptic transmission; nervous system process; signal transduction
Cellular component (GO): neuron projection; synapse; postsynaptic membrane
Molecular function (GO): acetylcholine-gated monoatomic cation-selective channel activity; transmembrane signaling receptor activity
Source: RefSeq, a predicted model, not a curated record
UCCUCCUAUAGUAUAGUACAGAAACUAAAUUAUACGCGUGUGUGUGUGUGUGUGUGCUGUUGGGAUGUAGUGGGGAGUGUAAACUGUAACCCGAGCGCUUCAGUGCAGCAGCGCAGCGGCUGAUAAAGUCGAGCUCAGUCCCGAAAAGGAAACGCACAUUCCUCAAACUGCACACCGUGUAUAUGAACAUAUUACAGAGGUUUGGACGUGUGCGUCAGGAUGAAGGCCUCGGAAUGGCUCGUGUUUACCUGCUGCCUGUUCAGUCUGUGCGUAAUUGGAGAGACCUCAGAUGCAGAGAAUCAGCUACUGAAGCAGCUUUUCUCCUCUUACAAUGUCAAAGUGCGGCCAUCAAAAACACCAGAGAGCAAAGUAGUUGUGAGGAUUGGCAUGACCCUGUCAUCUUUCGUCAGUCUGAACAUGAAAGAUGAAGAGAUGAACACCAUCGUUAUCAUGAACCUGGAGUGGAACGAUCACCGUUUGUCUUGGAAUCCCAAAGACCAUGAUGGGAUUGACAUACUGCGAAUUCCCGCAGCAAAAAUGUGGCUCCCGGACAUCGUUCUAAUUAACAAUAACGAUGGUGUGUUCGAAGUGGCUCUACGCGUUCAUGUUCAGGUAUACAGUAAUGGCAGAGUGACAUGGACCCCUCCUGCCCUUUUCCGCAGCUCUUGUGCUGUAAAGGUGACAUACUUUCCAUUUGACUGGCAGAAUUGCACCAUGGUGUUCAAGUCAUUCACUUAUGACUCCUCUGAAAUGGAUCUUCAGUAUGCCCUUGACGAGAAAGGCAACGAGAUACGAGAGAUCAUCUAUGACACUGGUUUCAGUGAGAGCGGUGAAUGGCAUAUUCGUCACAAGCCUUCCAGGAAGAAUGUAAAGAAAGAUGACCUAUAUGAAGACAUCACCUUCUACCUGAUCAUCGAGCGCAAACCUAUGUACUAUGUAUUCAACAUCAUCCUGCCCUGCAUCCUCAUUACGAUCAUCGCCAUCUUCAACUUCUACCUGCCACCCGAUGCUGGAGAGAAGAUGGGUUUGUCCAUCAACGUGCUGCUGACCCUUACUGUCUUUCUGCUCCUGCUUGCUGAUAAAGUCCCCGAGACAUCUCUGGGUGUCCCCAUCAUCGUCAACUACCUGAUGUUCACCAUGAUCCUGGUGACGUGUUCUGUUAUUCUCAGUGUUGUGGUGUUGAAUCUGCACCACCGCUCACCAAGCACCCACCAUAUGCCCUUGUUGGUGCGCAAGAUUUUCAUCCACAUGCUGCCCCCGUAUCUGGGUCUCCUAAGGCCGAAAGUGGAGACACCGCUAUCUCUGGAGCGCCCACACAAGAAGGAGAACCUCAAAAGCAUCAGCCGGGCAGCAGACGAAUACUUCAUCCGCAAGCCCAACACCUGUGUGCUCUUUCCUAAGCCCAACAGGUACCAGCCAGACGGCCUGUGCACUGACCUGCGGAAGUUCAUUGAAGGCCCCAGUCACUACCUGACUCUGCCCCCUGAGCUGAAAUCGGCCGUGGAGGCGAUCUGCUACAUCGCUGGGCAGCUACAAGCUGAGAAAGACUAUGAAGCUUUAAAGGAAGACUGGCAGUAUGUGGCCAUGGUGGUCGAUCGACUCUUCCUCUGGAUCUUUGUUAUCUUCACCACUGUUGGAACAUUGGUCAUUUUUGCGUACGCAAGUUUUAAUGCUACUCCCACUGACCCCUUCAUGAGUCCUUGAUCCUACCGGUCAUCGCUUCGGACCUUUCAAACUCCACGGCACUAGGCAGUGUAUUACUUACAUACUGCUGGCUAUAGACAUUUAUUCACUUGGCAGAUGCUUUUAUAGUAAGUGAAGUGAUCUGCAAGGGAGGCAGUGUACCGUCUGGAUGUUAAAGAAGCUGACAGUGACACAUAAUAAUAUCACUACAUGCCAAGAACAAUAAGAGAGCAAUGUAAGUAACUGUAAGCAACACAGGUUUUAGACUCACUUCAGUGCUUUUAUGUUGUUUACUGAUAAUGUGUAUUGGAUUAUUGUUUCAGCCGUAUAAGGAAUUGUUUCUGUAGAAAUGUAUAUUGUUUUGAUAAAUUUAUGAG